Messenger RNA from Diaporthe batatas, 498 nucleotides. RefSeq lists its product as uncharacterized. The record is from RefSeq and is a predicted model, not a curated record. The coding region runs from base 1 to 498 and encodes 165 amino acids. The transcript is spliced from 3 exons. NCBI's taxonomy places the organism in Eukaryota, Fungi, Ascomycota, Sordariomycetes, Diaporthales, Diaporthaceae.
AUGCUGGGUCCACCAGAUUUGGAGGACGCAAGUUGCUACGCGCCUCGAGAGGGAAGUUAUGACCUGGAAAGGUUCAACGACUGUCCCGUGGGCAUGACAUCAGCACUGGAGAUAACGAAUGAGGUGGGCGACGGGAUCAAAGAAAUAGGGACAUAUUGUUGUCCUUCGGCCUAUGAGUUUGCAACAAAGUUCGACAAGGUGGUACCCACCGGCGAAGACUGGUUCAGCACAUUCUUUUGUCGCGCCAACACCGUCACACCUCUUUCCGACCAAACGGUGACCCUCACGAUCUCAACAUCCCCUCUCAUCACCACUGAAGCGGCAUGGGACUACGAGCGAGAUUUUAUCUAUGCUUACCCAGACGGUUUCAACAGAUAUGUCUACGAGGCCUCCGGCACGACGUCUGACUGCUACGGCUACGGGUGCUCCGACACCUGCUCCGACCACUGCGGCUCCGGCGACAGCUACGGCUCCCGUGACCGCAAGCUCUACCGGUGA